Paramecium tetraurelia is the source of this 1041-nucleotide messenger RNA. RefSeq lists its product as uncharacterized. Gene Ontology annotation, molecular function: calcium ion binding. The record is from RefSeq and is a predicted model, not a curated record. Lineage: Eukaryota; Ciliophora; Oligohymenophorea; Peniculida; Parameciidae. The transcript has 3 exons.
AUGAUUAAUUUACAAGCGAUUGUAAGUUUGGAUGUAGGGGAUAAAAUAGAAUAGAUUUUUAUUUAUGAGGGGGAUGACAUUGAACUAUUGACUUAAUUUUUUUGUGAUAGACAUCAAAUUAAAUAAGAAGGAAAAUAAUUUAUAAUUGCAGAAAUUAAAAGAUAGCUAAAAGUGCCAGUAAAAACUCGUCAUACUUCUAUUCUGUCGUUGAAUACUUAGCAACUCGUGUAAAAAUUAUAUAGGAAUAAAACAGAGAUGGAUGUUUUUGAGUAGUUAUAUGCAGAUGCCAGCAACUAGUAAAAAAGAUUGAAUACAGCUUUACAGGAAUAAGAUCAAGAAUACAAACGAAUGAAUUACGCAAUCCCAAGAAUCAAUAGCAUAUCUCGUUUAAUCGUUAAAAAGAGAGGUAAUUCUGCAUAACCUAUCCAUACGAAAUUAUAUUAAGAUGCUAAAUUGCUGGAUGCGAAAAAGCAAAUCUUAAGAUAAAGAGUUAUGAGUUAAAUUUAUCCGUUUCAUCCAAAUAAUGGAAUGACUCAUGCCAAAAAACCUUCAUUUUAAGAACAAAUCCUACAUGCAGAAAAACUUAUUUAAGAAAAAACAGAUCAGAAUUUGAAGUUGCAAUAAAGAAGAUUGGAAUAAGAGUCAGCUUAAAAUGAUAAAGUUACAAACUAAUCAUAUUUCAAACCUCUGAUUCGAAAAGAUCAAACAUUCAAGUUAGUUAAAAAGAAGGUAGAUAAGCAAGAUCAGAUACUAGCAAAUUUAAUUGGCAACAAAAUGAUAAAAUUAAAUAACAAAAAUACUAAAUCUAAUAUUAAGGAAAGUGAAGUUACAAACAAUAUAAAUUUUGUUGAAAAGCUAUUUAAAUAAUUAGAUUCUGAUCGAGAUGGUUUCAUAUCGAUUUCAUAUAUCAACUUAAAUAUAAAUGAAAAAGUGUUAAAAAAAAUACAUCCAAUUUUGAAUUAUAUUGAGGAGAACAAUUUAGAAAUUAAUCUUGAUUACUUUUUCUAACUAUUAAAAUUAUUUCAUAUUAAAUUGGAUUGA